Menidia menidia (Atlantic silverside) is the source of this 5600-nucleotide messenger RNA. Lineage: Eukaryota; Metazoa; Chordata; Actinopteri; Atheriniformes; Atherinopsidae. The record is from the annotation of a GenBank genome assembly.
AACUGCACUAAAGCUGUCCACUGACUGAAAUUCAAGUCAGAGUUCCGGUUUUAUUUCGUGAAGUAAAACACAAACCGGUGGCCAUUUGUAUUAUUUUAUACCAGCUGACUUCACGCCGGCGUAAAAGGCACGUAGCAAUGGAAACGUUUGAAUGCCGCUAUAUCCGUGUAGGUUACCUGAGAUGCUGACUACAGUUUUGUGUUUCCUCGACGAAUAAUAACGAGGCUCAGGGGUGACAGUGAGUUAGCAAGCUAACUGGAAUCAUCUUGGGUCAAAAGCCGUAACUUGAAUAAACACAUUGCUGUAACUACGUCGGCCGUCCUGUUUACUUCAGCUAACUUCCUGAGGCUCUUACGUCGCCCUCGUCUGAUCUGAAACUCCAUCGUCCCUUCCAGUGGUCCACUCAUCGGGCAGCAUGGCUAGCACAGAUUGUGUCAGUGUGCGAGUCUUCUCCCUCAACUGCUGGGGGAUCCGCUAUCUAAGCAAACACUGUCCUCAGCGCUAUCACAUGAUUGGAGAAAUGUUGUGCAAGGAGGAGCAUGAUAUAGUUUUGCUGCAAGAGGUGUGGAGUGAGAAGGACUACCUAUAUUUGAAAAAGAAGCUGGCAUCUAGUCAUCCCCACUCGCAUCACUUUAAAAGCGGCGUCAUAGGAAGCGGGCUGGCGAUUUUUUGUAAACACAGAAUUCUCGACACGUUUCUUUAUCGCUACUCGCUGAACGGUUAUCCUUACAUGGCUCACCAUGGGGACUGGUUCGGAGGCAAAGCCGUUGGGUUGGCCGUCUUAAAACUGGGCGACCUGACUGCAAAUGUCUACGUCACACAUCUGCAUGCAGAGUACUCCAGAGAGAAGGACUCUUACCUACCUCACCGAGUGGUCCAGGCCUGGGAGCUGCAGCAGUUCAUCCGUCACACCUCUCCUGGAGCAGAUGUGGUUAUUCUGGGCGGUGAUCUCAACAUGCACCCUCAGGACCUCGGCAACAGACUCCUUCUGUCUUACACUGGACUGCGAGACUCCUAUUUAGAGACUACUCAAUUCGAUGGGUGUGAGGAUGGCAUGACCCUGAUAGCUGAAAACCCUUUUACAAGUAAAAAGGAACUGGUCCCCUUUGAAAAGGGAAUUCGAAUUGACUACAUCCUGUUCAAGGGGUCAUCCAGCACUCAAAUUAACUGUGGCGUCAUGUCCACCACCAAAGGCUCUGUUCCGGGACACCCGUUUCCAUACUCCGAUCACGAGGCUCUCACCUCUGAAUUAAGGCUGAGGCCCCACACUCCAGCAGAGGCUGGAGGUGAUGGACAGUCAAAGACUCAGGACUCUGCUCCAGGGAAGGUGGCCGAGCUGGUCGACAUUCUGACCGAGGCCCGUACAGAGGUGAAAGUGGGCUUGCACUGCGCGGAGAGGAUGCGCUACACGGCCGCCCGCACCGGGGUGAUGGGGCUGGCGCUGUUGUUCCUGGAGCUGGCCAUCGCGGCCGUGCCCUGGCUGGCUCUGGGAGCAGAACAGCCCUUCCCGCGCACUUCCUUCUACCUGCUGGCCGCGCUGUGCUUCGCCAUCCUGCUGACCACCUUCCUGCUGUAUAUCUUCUAUACGAUGGAGGUGAAGUCUCUCCAGGGCACUGAAGACCAAAUGAGGCUGGCCGUAGGUAGUCUGCAAGAGAAGCUGAGGGGCUUUCCUGUGGCCCAGCCUCACAACACCCCGCGGAUGUCCCCUGAGGGCCGUGGGCCCAGUGCCUUGGAUCCAGAGGAAUGAUUUCCAAGUGGGUUCACAGAAGGAAGGCUUUGAAGUCGGCUUUAGGACUUUAAAUCUUAUGAAGGAGUCUGCUCCCCUGAAUAUGUUAUGUGUUUUUGUCUGAUUUAGGUUUAUGCUUCAACAUAAGCUAUAAUUAAGAUAUGUUUCUUAAAGUAGUGCAGGACACACGCUUUGACAUUUUUAUACCUUUUUAUAGUCAUCUGUAGGGUCUUAUCAUCCACACUUUUCACUCUAUGCACCCGCUGGAGACAGUAAUGCUUCCAUGUACAGAGUCAUGUGCUUAAUACUGCUUCUGCCCUUAAAGUUCAGAAAUGUGACCAGUUGUGUCAUUAAGCCUCAGGUCCACCUUUCAUUCCACUCUCCAGUAGUGUUGCUGGGACCAGUCAUUUUUGUUUUUCAUUUCUUGCCUCAGCUUUGACCCUGGAGAGGCCACCCCCCCGAUUUACCGUGGGUCCACUGUGUUUGUGCUUCUGAUUAUUUGAAUGUGCUUUAACACAACCAGAAAGUUGUGUUACUGACUCCUGUGCAGUAGACUCAGACACUCCAUCGUUUAAAAGGUUUACAUAUUGGGCUGUCAGUAGGUUGACACAAAGAUCAUCAUAAACAAGCUAAGACCUCUUGGUGAAUUAUUCAAGAGGAAGUGAAAAAUCUUACUUGCAUGUAAGUGCAUGUUCUCAUGCAUGUCAUUUUCCACUGACAAUUAUCAAAAGACAAUCUACACUCCUUUUAUCUUAAAAUUCUGAAAACUUUAUAGAAUGUAUCUAUAGUAUAGAUUACCAAAUGAAUGACUUUAUGAUACAGUAUGUACAGUGUGCGUUGUGAUUACUUGUUUUAUGUUGCUUUAAACCAUGUGAGUUGGUGGUUCUUAAUUUCGAUUAACUUUCAUGUAGAAUUUCAGGUGAUACCCAAUGUUUUUUUCCAACUGAAAACUGUGAUGAGAACGAUCAUGGAAGCAAUAAUAAAGACCUUAAAGGCUUCAGGACUACUGUGGCUCUGUAUACAGUUCACGUAAAGCAGACUUGCAGAACGGGAGAAAAGGUCCGGGCUGCCUACCGGGAUCUGCCAGCUCUCCCGGAGCUCCAUUGUGUCUGAAUGGGCGCGGUCUGACCGGGCGGGGCAGGGCAAGCCGCCAAGCAACCCGCAAAAUGACGAGCCUGGAGCCGCUGAAGUCGGCCAUGUCCAUCGGCAACGUGGACGACACGUCGCUGGCCCUGCCGUCCGCCAACCAGUGCCGGUCGGGGUACGACCGCGUCCGGGAGCAAGUGCAGACCGUCCGGAGGAAGUCCAGACGGUCCAGCAGCCAGCACAGUGGAUCCGCUUCUUUAUCCCCAACAAGCCCUAUGUACGACUCCGUGUUUGUAGAUGGAGGGAAGACACACUCUCGCACAUUUAAUGGAAAUGUCUUCAUGGGCAAUGGCUCCUCUAAACAUCUCGGCCUGGGUAAAAACAUCACCCGCCAAAGUGUCAACAGCGCUAAAGGCUCCACGGCUGUCAGAAACACCUUUACUUCUGCCUCUCGCCACGACAGAAGCUACGCCCCUGUCAGCUCGGUGGUGGCGGGGCAAACCAGCGGCAGCCGCAGCGAACCUGAUCUGGCCUGGCGCCUCGGCAUGCCGAAACGUUCCUUCCCAAGUCAGAGGAAUUUCACCGUCGGGGGCACCAAACUAACACAAAGGAGCACCAGUCAGUACAUAAGCAGUGCAGUGAACCAAGCCUCAAAGCCUCAACCUCCGUAUGACUCAAAUGGUCAGACCAAAACAAGCAAACAGUUCAUAUGCAGUCAAACUAACAUGAGCAAAGCUUACUCGAAGCCUUCCAUCCCAGACGUCAAGUCCAAAAGCAAAGGAAACUCGGGGACCAAUGGGAUCAGCGCAGUCACUGAUAUCACUCUAAAGGAGGCCGUGGAGUUUCUUUCCACAGGGGAUGAAAAAUUUCAGCUGUGUGGCGCUUCCUUUAUUCAGCACAACUCUUUCAUCAGUGACAAAACAAAGGAGGAGGUCUUAAAGCUUAAUGGUAUCCCCCCCCUGGUGGGCCUACUGCGAAACUCGACCUCAGAGGUUAGCCACGCAGCCACCGCUGCCCUCCGUAACUUGUCAUUUAGGAGUGAUGGAAACAAAGAGGAGAUCCAGCGGUGCGACGGCAUCACCCAAGCCGUGGCUCUGCUCACAGAAUCAGACUCUGUGGAGCUGCACAAGCAACUGACGGGUCUUCUGUGGAAUUUGUCCUCUCUGGACAAAGUGAGGCCAGACCUGCUGAAGACUGCUUUGCCGGUCUUAACAGAGCGUGUGAUAGUGCCUUACACAACAGGUGCAGACGCAGCCAACGACAAAGACCCCGAUGUCUUUUAUCACGCCACAGGAUGUCUUAGAAACCUCAGUAGUGCGCGACAAAGCAGCAGACAGACCAUGAGGAAAUGUCGUGGUUUGAUUGACUCUUUAGUUGGCUACAUCAGAAAUUGCGUGGAUGCAGGAAAACAAGAUGAUAUGUCUGUUGAAAACUGCGUGUGCAUCCUACACAAUCUGACAUUCCAGCUUGAGGCCGAGGCCCCCGAUGUGUUCAGCAGGAUCACAGCUUUGGCCCAAACAGUGAACAGGAGCAACAGUCAGAACAACAGCAGCCCUGUCGGCUGCUUCAGUUCCCACAGCAAACCUCUGGAGCAGGAGCGUUGCUUCGACUUCCCUGUGGUUGAGGAUUCACACCCUACUGGGAUUGGCUGGUUGAUCCACUCAAAAACACUGCAGAGUUACCUCUCUUUGCUCAGCUCGAGCCAACAAGAAGCAACACAGGAAGCCUGCAGUGGAACAUUGCAGAAUCUCACUGCAAAUGAAGGCAUUGUCUCCAGUGUCAUGAGUCAGAUGAUCGUGCAAAAACUGAAUGGCAUGCAAAUCAUCAGCUCCCAUUUGAAGUCAGACAAAGUCAGCUUGCAGAGGAGCACCAUGGCUUUGGUAGGAAACUUGAUGAAGAACCCAAACCUGCACAGUGCCAUCGGUCGUAAAGCCCUCCCAGAGCUGCUUGGCCUACUUCGUGACGGCACUAAGGGAGCUAAUGAGUCAGACGAUACCCUUGCUAUGGCCUGUCAGACCACUAGCUGCCUUCUCAUGAAGGAGCCUGAGACGAGCAAGAUGCUUUUAAACAAGAAGCUGAUACAAUCUCUGAAUGACAUCAGCCAAAACAAAUAUUUCCCCAAAUCCAGCAAAGCUGCGGCCAUUCUCCUCCACAAAAUCUGGUCCGAAAAGGAUUUACAAAGCCUCAUGAAAAAGCGAGGAAUGAGCAAGUCCUCAUUCAUCAAUGAGACCACCAUGGCAGCACACAAGUCGCUCCAAGUUGUUGAUUAAAAGCAGACGACUUGGCGCGAGUCUUUCGCUGAGGUCGCUUCCCAGCACGGCUUCAGCAUAUCUACAGGAUGUGGACACGUCAAGGCAGAGAUUCCGAGAUAAGCUAUUACACAAAAUGUUCUCAGAUGUUUAAGCAUAAAUUUCGGAAUUUUGUGAUCAUUACAUGAUCUCUCUGUGGCCUUGUUUGCAUGCUGUAAGAUGUAUUUUCAUCGUAGGAGUAAAAAGGUGAAGGUUCAAAUCUGACAGCAAAAGUUGGAAGUGACAAUUUGGAGUUCCUUCGUAGAGUUGAUGUUGAUUUAAUCUUUGAUGUUCAGUAAAACAUAUUAACAAAACAGGACGUCAUUUUUUGACACAAAUUCUAUGUUCUAUUGCCGCUUUACAACUGUGUAAUAUGGACUUUGGCGUAAAAUAAAAAAAAUUCGAAAUAGUCUGAAGCAGUGAUGUGUUUUAUAUUCUGUGGCUAAAUUGUUUGUUGUGAGUCUGUGUUACCGUUGUGCUCUGUAAAAAAAAAAAAAAAA